AAACGUCACGGGACUUCAUCAUCCAUCAUCACACGUCAAAAUUUCUCGUAAAGAUGUCACACAUUUUUCGGCAUUCCAUUUUCAAAAUUCUCAGUUCCUCAAAGAACCAUCAACCCAUUCUUCGACAUGAUCAGAUCAGGCAACUUAACUUAUUCAGGAAAAAACCGAUUAAAGAAGCAACUCCCUACAUAAUCGUACGAGCAAAAAAAGAAGAUUUCCAUGAAAUCCUUAAAGUGAUGCAUCAAAGUUACUACGACGGUGAACCCACUAUCAUGUCAUUGAACAUCAGACCCAACUCCGUGCUAGACGAGCUCGCUUUACGAUCUUUAGCGGAAGGAUAUACUUUGGUGGCGAAAUGCAAAUACAACGGCAAUAUAGUCGGCGCAUGCAUCAAUCAGUCGUUAAGCGAAUGGGAUCCGGAGAUGCAAGAGAAGUUGGCCUGUUCCGUUAAGCACGACGAAACCCGCAAGUUAAUUAUGUUUCAGGCUUACGUAAGUCGUGCCCCUGAUUUAUUCAGGUGUUUGGGGGUCAAGAAGAUUUAUGAGAUGGCGUACCUCUUUGUCAACAGAUCCCACCGUAAAAAAGGACUCGCCUUUAGACUCUUGGAAGAAUCGAAAUCCUUAGGGGCAGAUGCAGGUUUCCCUGUAAUCAGAUGUGACGCCACCAACGUUAACACGGCAAAAAUCUGCGAGAAACUGGGGAUGCAAAAAGUGGCCGAUAUCCCUUAUUGCACCUAUUUGGACCAGAACCUGCAGCCGAUCUUCCAACCUCCGUGGCCCCAUCAAAGUACGCAAAUCUACUGCGAUUGCGCGCCCCAGUAUAACGAGCUCAAGAGGAAAAUUCAGAAAAAGGGAAAUUUUUUAAAGUUUUCCAAGCGACAGCACCAUAAGCAACCAUAUGUUUAAAUUGUCAGUCAUGAAAAAAAUAUAUUCAUUGUUGUGCA
Molecule: messenger RNA, 943 nt
Organism: Anthonomus grandis grandis
Lineage: Eukaryota; Metazoa; Arthropoda; Insecta; Coleoptera; Curculionidae
Exons: 5
Coding region: 54-905 (283 amino acids)
Molecular function (GO): N-acetyltransferase activity
Source: RefSeq, a predicted model, not a curated record